Wasmannia auropunctata (little fire ant) is the source of this 3407-nucleotide messenger RNA. It is a transcript of the gene LManII, whose product is annotated as lysosomal alpha-mannosidase. The transcript is spliced from 18 exons. Gene Ontology annotation, molecular function: alpha-mannosidase activity; carbohydrate binding. Gene Ontology annotation, biological process: mannose metabolic process. Bases 123 to 3161 code for a protein of 1012 amino acids. Gene Ontology annotation, cellular component: lysosome. The record is from RefSeq and is a predicted model, not a curated record. Lineage: Eukaryota; Metazoa; Arthropoda; Insecta; Hymenoptera; Formicidae.
UAAAGCAUUUUUGUCUCUUACGCCAUUGCACUCGUGACCAUCAUUGGGCUGUAUCGUCUUUUAUCUGCUGCGGCAAGCUAUCACACUGGGCACACUGACGCGAGGAAGCAACGAUCUUCGCUAUGUUGCGAUACGAAUUUCUGUUUCUUCUUCUGUCACUGGCGUUCGUGGAAUUUUUAGUCUCCGGCGAUGCGGCACGCAUACCACGAACUACGUUAGACGCAGCAGCCACCAAGAAAUGUGGCUAUGAGGCGUGCCAUGCCAUAGAUCCGAAAAAACUUAACAUUCACAUGGUCUCACAUACUCACGACGAUGUUGGUUGGUUGAAGACUGUGGAUCAGUAUUACUUUGGAAGUCGCUCUACAAUACAAAAGGCCGGUGUGCAGUAUAUUCUUGACAGUGUCAUCAAAGCACUGUUAGCUGAUCCAAGUAGAAGAUUUAUUUACGUGGAAACCGCUUUCUUCUGGAAAUGGUGGUUACGGCAAGAUGAUAAGGUUCGCAAUGACGUCAAAAUGCUAGUCAAUGAAGGGCGAUUGGAAUUCAUCGGAGGAGCAUGGAGCAUGAAUGACGAAGCUUGUACUCAUUAUCAUUCAUUAGUAGAUCAAUUUACAUGGGGAUUCAGGCGGCUCAACGAUACAUUCGGAAGCUGUGCCAGACCGCACAUUGGAUGGCAAAUAGAUCCCUUUGGUCAUUCCAGAGAACAGGCUUCUCUGUUUGCGCAGAUGGGAUUUGACGGAAUGCUGUUUGGUCGUAUCGAUUAUCAGGAUAAAAGUACGAGAUUGAAUAAUCAAACGAUGGAAUUUAUUUGGAAGAGCAGUCCAAGUUUAGGCAAACGAGCGAAUUUGUUCACGACCGCGAUGUUCAACAAUUACAGUCCACCACCAGGAUUUUGCUUCGACGUUUUAUGCGCUGACGAACCAAUGAUUGAUGAUCCCGAUAGCCCAGACUACAACAUUGACAGAAAGAUCGAUGAUUUUCUGAGAUACGCGGUUACGCAAGCUAAUUAUUACCGCACAAAUCAUAUCAUAUUGACGAUGGGAGGAGAUUUCACUUAUCAGCACGCGGAAAUGUACUUCAUGAAUCUGGACAAGCUGAUAAGAUACACAAAUAAACGCAAUGGUUCUAUGGUAAAUGUAAUUUAUUCAACACCCUCGUGCUACUUGAAAGCCCUGAAUGAUUUGAAUCUCCAAUGGCCUACCAAGAGCGAUGACUUCUUCCCAUAUGCCAGCGAUCCUCACUCUUUCUGGACUGGUUAUUUCUCGUCGAGACCAACCGUGAAAUACUUAGAGCGCGAAGGAAACAACCUGUUGCAAGCAAGCAAACAACUUGUUGCCCUGACGAACUUAAAGAAAUAUGACAAGCCAUUGGAACAUUUCCGCGAAGCAAUGGGAGUGAUGCAGCAUCACGAUGCCGUUACCGGCACCGAAAAACAAUUAGUCGCGGACGAUUAUUCUCGUAUAUUGUCUGAGAGUAUGGAUCACGCCGAAGAAAUAAUCUCGAAAGCCAUAGAGAAGUGGUCAGGAAUAGCAAAUAGUACAGCGACGUCCUUUAAGAUAUUCACAUGUUUGGAAUUAAACAUUAGCUCAUGUUCGUUUUCCGAGCAAAAUGACAUGUUUAUGGUUGUGGUAUACAAUCCUCUAAGUAGGCCUGUUUCUACUUACGUUCGUGUUCCUGUUCAAGGAAAUUCUUAUGUUGUUCGAUCACUAACUGACGGAGUGUAUCCAACCGCACAGAUAGUGCCGAUUCCUCAAACAGUUCAGAAAAUUCCAGGAAGAAAGAGCAAUGCGAUAAACGAAGUCGUUUUCCGCGCUUUAAACAUCCCUCCUCUCGGUAUACUGACUUAUGCCAUCGCUAAAAAGACACAGGAACAAGUUGUUGAACAACCUCAACUAGUCAACUUUAUAAGUAAUGAGCUGUAUAAUAUAUCCGUCGAAACCAACGGUAACUUGGCAGUACGCUGGAAUAAGCAGAAUAUGAGAGUCGUGCAAUCCUUCCAUUACUACAUCGGGGCAGAGGGUAAUAACGAGGUCUUCGCUAAUAGGUCAUCCGGCGCGUAUAUCUUCAGACCUAAAGAAACAUCGGCCAGGAAUUUCGCGUACAGCGGAUCGUAUAAAAUAUACAAAGGUCCUGUCGUGGAAGAACUCCAGCAUAAAAUAAACGAAUGGAUUAGUCAAGUUGUUCGAGUUUAUCCAGAAGAAGAGCACGUCGAAUUUGAAUGGCUCGUUGGACCGAUACCUAUCAAGGAUAAGAUUGGCAAAGAGAUACUUACGAGAUAUUCAAGCAACUUGCAAACAGAUAAAACAUUUUACACGGAUAGCAAUGGAAGAGAAAUGUUAAAACGUGUGAGAAAUUAUCGUUCAACGUGGAAUUUGGAUUUGAAGGAACCGAUAUCUGGAAAUUAUUAUCCGGUGACCAGUAAAAUUGCACUCAAGGAUGAAAACAAGCAAUUGAAGCUAAAUGUCCUUGUCGAUCGUGCCCAAGGUGGAAGCAGUUUGCAAGAUGGUGCCGUUGAAUUGAUGCUUCAUCGACGACUUUUGAAAGACGAUGCAUUUGGUGUGGCUGAGGCAUUGAAUGAAACUGCUUUCGGCGAAGGUUUGGUAGUGAGAGGCACGCACUAUCUAUUUGGAGGUAAAUUGAAGAACACGGAUGAAUUUGUAUUGAAGGAAAAAGAAUUGGCGCUUAAGCUAGCCCUACAUCCAUGGAUCUUAGGCGCUUCCGUUAACUUAAGCAAUAUUGAAAACGUAUGUGCUGUACUCAAAAAUUUUACAUCUGGUCUUAAUAAAGCAUUGCCACCGAAUGUGCACAUUCUUACCUUAGAACCGUGGAAAGAUGACACGAUUCUAUUGAGAUUGGAGCAUCUCUUUGAAGUCGGUGAGGCUCAGCGGCUAUCUCAGCCAGUAGAAAUUGACAUUCAGAAUCUAUUUUCAAUGUUCUCAAUUGAAUCGAUCAAAGAGACCACAUUAGGGGCUAAUCAGUUAUUGAGCGAAAAUAAACCUAUGCAAUGGAAACUAGAAACGAAUGAUGUUAUCCAGGAUGAAGAAGUAAGCUGCAAACAAGCAGAAUGUUCAUUACCGGAGGUUCAUGAUAAUAUAAUCAAUAUUCUCUUGAAACCGAUGGAAAUACGGACAUUUAUUCUCAAAGUGAAGCGAAUACCUCUAUAAAAUGUCAAAGCAUUUUAUUUCUACAAGAAUAAUUUUUUUCAUAAAAAUAAAGUUACUUUAUUGUCUGUCCUAUUAAUGUGAGAUAUAAUUACAUAAUGCAAAACUAUAAUAUAAAACUAUGUUACUUUGUAAAAGAAAACCACAAUAAACCAUAUUCUUUUUAUAAGAAGGCCAUAAGCUUGAUUGAAUCGACUGAAGCUGCUGAAAUUUAUGCUGAAAAGAAUACAAAUCUAAUAUGACGUUUAA